AUGGCCGGCCGGCAAGUCAUGCCGUACUACUCAGGACAGAUGAUGAUGAACCCUCCACAGUCUGCCUAUUACUAUCCGCAGGGAGGUCAGUAUGCGAACCAAACACAAGCUGUCGGAGGGAACUUGGCACACAACACCUACGUCCCAGGACAGCCGUUCAACGCGGAUACUCGCCACGCGAUUUGGAUCGGAAAUCUCCCUCCACAGACAGACUUGAUGAGUCUCGUGCAGCACGUCUGCAAAGAAACCGCGGGACUCGAGUCUCUCUUCCUCAUUUCGAAAAGCAACUGCGCCUUUGCGAAUUUCAAAGACGACAAGACCUGCGUCGCUGCGCAGCAGAAGCUCCACGAUUCUAAAUUCCAAACCGUACGACUGGUCAGCCGACUGAGGAAGAAUACCGUGGAGGGUGCGACAGGACUGACUGCUCCGACGGGGCCGUCGGCGAAUAAUACGCCAAGCGUCUCAACCCAGGCGCAGGGCGACCCUCCGCAAGACGACGCUCGGUCAGAGACUGAGAGUCUGAGUUCCGCAGUUCAUCCGCAUGAGAAUGCAAGGCCGUCAGUAUCUGAGGUCGGUUCGCAGCAAGACCGGUUCUUCAUCCUAAAGAGCCUUACCAUGGAAGACCUCGACCUGAGCGUAUCGACCGGCAUAUGGGCGACGCAGUCGCAUAACGAAGAAUCUCUCAACAAUGCCUUCAAGAGUGCGGAUAAUGUCUACUUGAUAUUCUCCGCGAAUAAAUCAGGAGAGUACUUUGGAUACGCUCGAAUGACAUCGGAGAUCAACGAAGACCCUGCUGCAGCCAUUGAAUUUGCGCCAAAGGCGCAGGCAGCCGACGAACUGGACCUCCCGAAGGCGAUUCCGACCGAAGCGACUGAAUAUGCGCCAAAGGGCAAGAUCAUUGAUGAUUCGGCCCGAGGCACUAUAUUUUGGGAAGCGGAGAGGGACGAAGCGGACGUAGGGUCCGAUAAUGAGAGUGAGGACUCAAGCGACAAGAGCGCUCUGGUUGACGGCGAGGCCAAGACUUGGGGUAAGCCCUUCAAGUUGGAAUGGCUGUCUACACACCGUCUCCCAUUCUACAGGACCCGAGGUCUGCGAAACCCGUGGAACUCCAACAGAGAGGUCAAGAUUGCAAGAGAUGGAACGGAGUUGGAGCCGUCGAUUGGCCGCAGGUUGAUUGGACUUUUCAAUCGAGUCCAGAGUCCUGUGCCCAUGGCCCCGCCAAUGGGCAUGCCUAUUGCUAUGGUGCAGGGCUAUCCAGCAAUGCGGCCGUACGGGUCUUAG
This is a messenger RNA of Purpureocillium lilacinum, 1281 nucleotides long. NCBI's taxonomy places the organism in Eukaryota, Fungi, Ascomycota, Sordariomycetes, Hypocreales, Ophiocordycipitaceae. The record is from RefSeq and is a predicted model, not a curated record.